AUGAGUUCUGGUGGCUCCCUUGAGAAAGAAGAGUUUAAAAAGGCUAUGAAGCAAAUUGGGAGGGAGUGGGCAACCAUGACUCCAGAAGACCGAUCACAGUAUCAAGUGGAUGCGGCUUACGAGCAGUCCUGCCGAGAGGAGCUAGCCCAACGAGCGUUGGCUCCUGGCCCAAACAAGGCCAAUCAACCUGAGAACCAGGCUGAUGCAAGAGCCGCCAAAGACCAGCCAACACAUGUCUUGGAAGCGAUUUCCGGCAAGAAGUACUUGAAGAAAAUUUCAGCAAAGCGACUUUGUAUCAACAGCUGCCAAAAGAAUGCUCACAGCGCAUGGUCAACCUACAGCCUGGGUUUGCAAGAUGCGGAUGGUGCUGUGAAGAAGGAAUCAAUCAAUCUCGAUGUAACCGUAGGAGCUGUGGACUUUGCAGUGGAUUAUUCUCUGCACAGGAAACCUGAUGAUGAGUUGCUGAACCAGUUUCCUGUACCGCCUCAUGCAGAUCUUGCAGCUCACGGCAAAACAUGUUUGCAGUUGUUCGGCUAUUGCAAGCAGCAGCCACACCAUGAUGUGGUUCACGCCUUUGUCAAAAGCUUUGCAAACAUGGUUACUGAGCAAAAGCUCUCUGCUGGAACGUUGGUGAAGAUCAGUUUUGAUUGUUUUCCCAACAGCCCGCCAUCCCUGCAGCCAGAUGAUGUUGUCUUCCUUGGCGUUUUGAACAAGAAGCCUUUGGCACACGUUGUAGCCCAUGCCUGGCCUUUGGAGCAGAGGGAGGGCCAUUUCUCUUUGGUGAGAGAUGCUAGUGGUUUGCCAGUUUUCACAACAACCCACAAGGUCUUCUACAACAUGAUUGCUGCGCGCAAUGGAGAUGUGAAGAGCAUGACAGUUUUGAUUUUCAAAAGCCAUCUGGACUCCAAGCUUUGGGGCCUGCACCAACUCAACGUG
This is a messenger RNA of Durusdinium trenchii, 936 nucleotides long. The record is from the annotation of a GenBank genome assembly. Lineage: Eukaryota; Dinophyceae; Suessiales; Symbiodiniaceae.